Molecule: messenger RNA, 1947 nt
Organism: Lodderomyces orthopsilosis Co 90-125
Lineage: Eukaryota; Fungi; Ascomycota; Pichiomycetes; Serinales; Debaryomycetaceae
Exons: 1
Coding region: 1-1947 (648 amino acids)
Source: RefSeq, a predicted model, not a curated record
AUGAUUGAUUGGAAAAUUUUCAAAAUUCGAGUUAAAGUGAUACACAAUUGGCAAACCAAUAUGACACACAUUUUGAGGUAUGGGCCGAGGCAAAGGAAGUUUUUACAUAGGUUAUCUCGUAAUUACUCAUCAUACAGUAUAAGUGUCAACGAUUCUCUAACUCAAGUUCAAGACACCCUAGAGUCACAUUCAUCUACAACAAAGACCAUUGAUAAAACUACUCAUUCCAAAAUACCGUCCAAGAGCUUAACCGAGUCGUAUGAGCUAGGCUCCGUGUUUGCAUCCAAUGUACAGCAAACUAGAGAAUCUCAAAUCAAGAAUGAGUUGAUCAUAUUGAGUGAACAAAAAAAUUACAAGAAAUUGGUUAAUGUGCUAGAGACGUGGUCUAUGCAUGACAUAGAUGGCAUGGUUAAAACAUUGGGUAGGGAGUUGAUUGCACACUAUUUGAAUUUGAUAAUUAAAGAAAAUAGGAAACGAUACGUUGAUAAAUUUUCACUUUCGCCCAUACAAAAAUCGAAGAAAUUAAUGAAGAUAGUCCAAAAGCUAACUGACUCGAGAGAUGUCAUAAUUGAAGAUCAUUUAACAGAAGAGAUCAGAAACGUUUAUCGAAAUUUGAUAUACGCUAGUCGAAAUGAACAUUUUUACAACAAGGACAAGUGGCAUGACAUAUACAGUGGGAGUAAUUUAACCGGGUAUAAGCUUACACCUAGUGAUUUUGAAAACUUAAUGCAACUUGAAUUGGGAAAUUAUAAACUUGAUUUGGCUUCGAGAUGGUUUCACAUUUUCCGCAAGCAGCAUGGAGAUCAAUGGAGACAGCAAAUGACACCGAGAUUAUGGACAUUGGCUUUCAAAAUUGAUGGUAUGGGAGAUAACAAGUGGUGGAUAAUCAAAGGAACGGAAUUAUCUAGUCAUCACAAGAAUCCACUCAGGAGUCGAUUCAAACCUGGUAUGAAAAUGGACUUGAUGGAUGUGCAAUAUGAUCUACAUGAUCUUGACUUGGAGUUCCAUGCAGCCGUCAUUCAAUCACUUGCUCAUGCUGGUAGACUCAACGAUUUGAAAUCCUACGUACUGAAGAUUUGGGGCCUUGACCAAAACGGAAAUUUGAAUUCAUCUACAGCAAAGAUUAGUCGUGAAAGUCACUUGUAUCCAAAUGCAGAUCUCCUUACGGCGUUGUUUGUGUCAUUGGCAUACAAUGGUGAGUUUUUCUCGGGUAUAAAGUACAUCAAUGCAUUUCAACUUGCAUAUGACCAAAUCGAUAGUAUAAAUGGCAACCAUAAGGCAUUUUGGGAACAAGUAUUCAAAUGGGCCAAUAUAUCCACCAUGUUUGAGGAAUCUCAAGCACUAAAGUAUUUCUUGACCAAGAGUAAUUACUCCAGAGGAACCAAUGUGAAUUUGAAGGAUGCUCAAAAUGAUGCUAGUUUUGAUUAUGAAGGGUACUUGCAGUUUAUUGAGAGUUUGAAAUCUGAAAGGGUGAAAACAUUCGAUCAAUUGUGGAGAAUUGUGCAGAAUGAAGAAGAACUAUUGCCAUUCUCCAACACCAUAUACAAGACCUAUUUAGAUGUUUUGAAAGAGGAGUUAGUGGAACAAAAGUUGUUUGAAUAUUUGUCAUGUCUUUUGAAAGAAUACAUGAGAUACAACAUCAGGCCAGAUUCAUUUACUAAACGUUCAGAAUUGGGGUUCUAUCCUACUAAUGAAAAAAGCAUGUCAAUAAAGGUGUUGUAUACAGAAGCCAUGAAAUCGCUAAUUGAUAUAAAAGGAACUACGACACACCUAGGUCAGAUCCAACCCUUGAUUGAAAAAUGGAGUAUUGAUGAAUCUAUGAAGAAGGAGUUAUUGGCGUGGGCUGUUGGAAAGAUGACAACUUAUCGGAAGGAUUUGGAGGCCAAACGUGAAGAGUUUAUGAACAAUUUAACUCAAGAUGAUGAGUCGUUGUUAGAGCUUAUGUAA